AUGAACUUCCUCAAGCGGGGGUUCAAGGCUGCCAAGACGUUCGUCUUCGGGGACGAAGACGAGGACGAAUACUCGGACGGCAGCAACGGCGGUUUCUCCACCAAGAGGGAGGUGGCGGUGGAGCGGAGACGGAUCCCGGUGGUGCAGUACGCGGUGUCGAGCCUCACCGGGGCUCACAUGGGCGGCAUCCAGUCUCUAUCUUGGUUUACGCGCUCGAUGUUCAGGGACGACGACGGGGACGUGGCAGAGCAGUUCAUCGACGGGGAGGCCGGAGAGACCAAGGUGGGUGAAUGUGCCGGUGAUGAGGACGAGGCACGGGCGGGUAAGGUUAGCUAUAGAGAGGCGAGGGUGGAGGUCGAACGAGUACUCGAUGGCAACGUUCUCCUAAAAAAUUCGUUCGAUGAGGUCCAGAUGGACUGA
Micromonas commoda is the source of this 420-nucleotide messenger RNA. RefSeq lists its product with no specific name. Bases 1 to 420 code for a protein of 139 amino acids. NCBI's taxonomy places the organism in Eukaryota, Viridiplantae, Chlorophyta, Mamiellophyceae, Mamiellales, Mamiellaceae. The record is from RefSeq and is a predicted model, not a curated record. The transcript is spliced from 2 exons.